AUGUCUGAGGAGCGUAUUAAUGCUAUUGCCUCCUGGCUCGAAUCUCUGCUGGAGCCCUCGCGCAAGCUCCACGCUCGACAGGUUGCCGCGCAAAGCACCAUCUCCAUGCUGAAGUCGAAGUUUUCCUCGCCUGAGUCGCUCGUCCAGACGUCCCAGACCGUGUCACCGCCAAGACCCUGUGCAUGCUCGACGCCACUCUUGCCCGCCCUAUCGUUCCGCCAUGAGCCUCUCCACGCCUCGCCCCUCCCCGCCCCCGUCCCCCCUCAGUGCACGCACCCGCCUGCGCCUGCGAUCCGAAGCCGCGUGCGUACGUUCCCUCGUCCCCUCGAGCCCACGCCCGUCGCAUACUUAGUACCCUCGAAUCUCUACACCGUUGAUGUUGACAUUCACGCUCCUGCCUUCGAGUCCAUGUGCGCACGCGUGUCUUCCUCUCCACGUUACACACCUGCGCCGCUCAGUACCCUCCCGCUUAUCGCCUCCAGCCCACGCUCCGCCCGCGCACAAAUUAUCGCGAAGAGAAUGCCACGCACGCUUCAGUGCGUCGACGAGGAGGUCAAUCCCGCCUCUGAUGCGUGCACAUGCGACCCCUCAACGCCACGCACCCGCCUUCGCCUGCGAUCCACAUCCACCCGCACGCGUCCUGUCGAUCCCACACCCGUCUCCUCUAGCACACACCCGCCCGCCGCCAACCCCUCAUGCACGCACGACCUCUCGGCCCCUCCUCUUGUCGACCCUCAUUCACUCCUCCAUCGUCCUGCCUCAUCGUCCUGCCUCAUCGCCGAGGCCCCACACUCCACCCCGCGCACGCCCGACCUCUCUUUCGUCAACCAUCCCGCCCUCGACCUAGUCUAA
Molecule: messenger RNA, 852 nt
Organism: Heterobasidion irregulare TC 32-1
Lineage: Eukaryota; Fungi; Basidiomycota; Agaricomycetes; Russulales; Bondarzewiaceae
Exons: 4
Coding region: 1-852 (283 amino acids)
Source: RefSeq, a predicted model, not a curated record